Messenger RNA from Trichomonas vaginalis G3, 1809 nucleotides. Its product is annotated as lipoteichoic acid synthase family. The transcript has a single exon. Lineage: Eukaryota; Parabasalia; Trichomonadida; Trichomonadidae. The coding region runs from base 1 to 1809 and encodes 602 amino acids. The record is from RefSeq and is a predicted model, not a curated record.
AUGAAACUCAAGCGGAUUUUAUGGCAUCCGAGGACAUAUUAUAUUUAUCCUGUACUAAUAUAUGCCAUGUUCUCUCCGAACUUCAAGCAUUUAACAAAAUAUGAAAAAGUUUUUCAUAUUUCAAAUAUUUUGAUUCUAUCUGUCGCAUUACAGCAAUUCGUCUAUUUCACGAGAUGGAUAGAGAUGUACCAGAUAUAUAUUUCAGGAGUUCUGGCAUUUCUGUUUGCAACUUUUCCAGUCAGAAACGAACAAGAAUCGAAAGAUAAAAAGAUCGAAGCUAAAUCAUCGUCAAGAUACAAAAGACUACAAAUAAUUCAUCAAUUCGAGAAAUUUCUUGCCAUUUUGAUUUUUUCGUUUGGUUCUUGUAUUCUUAAGUUCACUUACACUGAAUUUGGGCCAAUACGUGAAGAGCACUUAAUACAAAUGAUGACACAAUUCGAAGGAAAACAAAAUUUCGCCGAAAAAAUCGACAUUAUUCUUUUGUUACUCUAUAAAAACUUGAUUCCAGCAGCAACAGUAAUAAUCUACCUCGGAUAUCGUAUAAUCAUCAAGUCAUAUACAAAAUUUACAUUUUUCUCGGAAUUUCCGAAUAUUAGUUUUUCAAUUAACUUAACUUCAACGAAAUUACUACUUCUUCUAAUGACAUCUUUCUUCUCUUUCGCUUACAUGAUAUACCAGCCAUCCUGGUACACAGAUUCAACAUUUUACCAAGAUAAUUACGUUUUUCCGGAUAAUAUUAUUACUUUUCCAGAACAAAAACGUAAUAUGUUGAUUAUCAUGCUCGAAUCAGUUGAAAGUACAUUCGCAUCUAUGAAAAAUGGAGGUGCUUUUGAAGAAUCUUUCAUUCCUCACUUGGAAACUCUUUCUCUUGAUCUAAACAACGUUCAUUUCUUCAGCCAGCCUGGUAAACUUGGUGGUCUUACUAUAAUUACUGCAACUGCUUAUUCUCUUGGCGCUACAUUUUCAAUGUUAUGCGGAGCACCAACAGGAAAAUCAGUAGACCCUUCUGUAUCGUAUAGAGAGUUAAUGUUCUAUCCUCCUAUGAAGUGUCUUGGUGAUAUAACUAAGAAAAACGGAUAUAUAAAUAUGGCAAUGUUUGGAACUCAAUUUGAAGACUUGAAUCAUGGAUAUGUAUAUACAGCGCAUGGCUUUGAUCGUAAGAAUGUGUAUUCCAAGAGCGAAACAGACCCGAAAUGUAAAACUUGGGUAAAAGAUCACACCCAAAUCAAAAUUGUCAAGCAACAUUUGACUGAAAUAUCCAAAACAGGCAAACCAUUCUUCUACGUGUACACUACGAUGGAUACACAUGCUCCUGGCUUCAGAUGCAAAUAUUGUAAUAAAUCUAGAAACGCAAUGAUCGAUACUAAUAUGUGUAAUGAUCAGCAGAUAUAUGAUCUCUUGAAUUGGUUGAAGGAACAGCCUUAUUACAAUGAAACAACAAUAUUAUUAGUUGGUGAUCACGCUGCAAUGAAUUGGUUUAUUGCUGAACGUGCUGAUUCGAUGCAUUAUAAACGUAGGGCAAUUCUUACCAUUAUAAACUCUGUUGUUAAACCGAAAUCUCGGGUUCAUACUCAUUUAACAAUGUUUGAUAUCUUUCCAACCUUACUUGCUGCAUCAGGUGUUAAGAUACAAGGUGACAAACUGGCCCUAGGAGUGAAUUUGAUGUCUGAUGAGAAAACAGUUCUUGAUAAAUAUUCAGAACAGUUUCUGAACGAUAUCUCUAGGUCGCAGUCAAAAUGGUACAUUAGAAAUGUCCUGGGAACCAAGGUUGAUGACAGUGUGUUGAAUCUUGAAGGUAGUUUAUCAUAA